Dermacentor albipictus is the source of this 2185-nucleotide messenger RNA. RefSeq lists its product as uncharacterized. Gene Ontology annotation, cellular component: membrane. Gene Ontology annotation, biological process: carbohydrate transport; transmembrane transport. The record is from RefSeq and is a predicted model, not a curated record. Gene Ontology annotation, molecular function: carbohydrate:proton symporter activity. Lineage: Eukaryota; Metazoa; Arthropoda; Arachnida; Ixodida; Ixodidae.
GCUCGGUUACUACCAUGUUGGGUGUGUCUGCCAUUCGUGGCUGAAGCAGAAGAAGAAGGAGAAGAAGAAGUACUUUUGUCCGGCCGGUUGUUGUGAAUCGUGGCAGAGGAACAACAAGAAUGCAGGCAGGCAUGGGUAGCGAAAGCCAGUUGGAGGACAAGGUCCACAUGGAAGGACACAUUGCCGACCAGGGGCGGCGUAUUCUCAGGGAGCAUCGGUUUCCGCCAUCCUGGCGGGUGGCGUGGCUGGCCCAAUUCUGCCAUGGCUUUACCGUCACGGUCGACAACGUGAUGCGCAAACAGCUGGAGGCGGAUUCGCGCUACGGACCCGCCAUCGCCGAGGCUGUUGUUGACAUCAAGGAAGUGGGCGGCAUCAUGGGAGUCGUGAUCGGAAGCAUUCUCGUGCAGGCGGCUGGGCGCAUCAUGGGACUCCACGUCUACGGCGUAGGCACCAUCCUCGGUGUGCGCCCCUUCGACGCAGGCACGCUGGCGACCGUGCUGUCACCACAGCUGCCCGCGCUGCCCGCGCUGCCGACGUGGUUCCUGAUUUGCGCGUUCCAGGCCGUGUCGGGCGUGUUCAUCGCCGUGGGCAACAUGAGCGCCCACGUCUACCUGACCGAGGUGGCGCCCGACGAAGACCGUGGCGCGGUGGUGGGCAUCCAGCACUGCUUCUACCUGGCCGGUCGCCUGGUCGCCGUCGUGUUCCCGCACAGGCUGCCCUGGCAGUGGUUCGCCGUCAUCUCGCUGCUGCCGUACGUGUGGCUGGUGAUCGUCACUGGACUCAUCGUCGAGUCGCCGCGCUGGUUGCUGCAGGUCAACCGCCCGACGGACGCCCAGCGCGCCUACGAGGUCUUGGGCAUCGCGCUGUCAGGCGACGAGUGCGCCAUCUUGGCCAUCCGCACACAGCGCCUGCAAACACCGCUCAGGGCCGUGGUCUGCUUCAUAUUCGUCUACUGGAUGCGGAUGCUUGGCGGACCCAUGGGCAUGCAGAAAUACCAAGACCUGCAGCUGGUGGGCGUGAGGGACACCUUCUACGGCCUCAACGACGUCGUAAUGGUCAUCUUCCAGAUCGCCAUCAUGCCGGGCGUCAUCUUCCUGGCGGACGCCAUCGGCCGUCGCUUCCUGCUGUACAUCUCUUCGAUGCUGAUCGCGGUAAUACUGCCGGUGAGCGCCUACCUCGUCCAUCGCAUAAAGCUCGCCGAGACGCUCGUCGAGAACGCCAUCUACGAGCGGGCCAUCAUGUGCGCUGCCCUGUGCUCCGUGGUGGCCUACUCUGUUGGCCUGGGACCCGUCUCCAUCCUGGUGUGCACCGAGAUACUGCCGCCUCGGCGCCACGGUCUGGUGGCAGGUCUCCUGUACGCCGUCGUCCGCACCCUGUUCUUCGCGCUCCGCUGGUCCCUGCGUUCUGGCUCCUCUCAGGUUUGGUACUUCGUCACCACGGGCGCGACGGCAUGGUUAUCACUAGUGGUUCUCAUGUGCUUGCUGCCGGAGACGAAGCAGAUGGCCCUGGACAAGGUCCCGAACCUGUUCAGCGACGACCCCUGGGUGCGCGCGGCCGCAGCGGUAGCUUCGCAGGAAGCCGGAGGAACGCACGCGCUCGCGCUCGCGAAGGCUACGCGCCAGUUCCCGCUCAGGGACUUCGCCGACACGUACGCUCCGGCCGCCGCCCAGGAGGAGAGCGACACGAGUUCGUCGCAGCCUGAAUGAGGGCGCGCGUGUGCUUUGCGGCCGUCGCGUGAAUGACGCCUCCCACAGGCGCAGGCAUGUGUAUGCUGUACAUAGCAGGAUGUAGAGGCCACAGUUGACACUGCGAGGUACAUGGACGCGCUACAUCUUUUUGUCAGACGUUUACAGUGUGCCAUUUUGUGUAUCUGGAGAAACAUGACCUCGCGACAUCGUAGGAAAUUAGUUUGUCUUGGUUACUGUUACAAUUACUCCAACUUCACUGUCAAAUUUGAUUGAGCGCUGGAUGAUGAUUGCGUGGCGAUCUUUGUGUUAACUCUCGCGUCUAGUUCUUUAAAUGAAAAAGUUCGUUUGAUUCACUUUUAUUUUGAUUUCCUGAAAUGAAAAGGGCACUAUUGGCAUAGGUUUCAAUUUUCGAGUCUAAGAUGUUUCAAAUAUUAAAAGAAAUACCAGAUAACACUGCGAUCUUGCCCAGAACAAUCAAAUAAAGGCAAUGUCUUUCU